Pecten maximus is the source of this 1362-nucleotide messenger RNA. RefSeq names its product heterogeneous nuclear ribonucleoprotein D-like. Gene Ontology annotation, biological process: regulation of gene expression. The record is from RefSeq and is a predicted model, not a curated record. Gene Ontology annotation, cellular component: nucleoplasm. NCBI's taxonomy places the organism in Eukaryota, Metazoa, Mollusca, Bivalvia, Pectinida, Pectinidae. The transcript is spliced from 10 exons. The coding region runs from base 104 to 1135 and encodes 343 amino acids. Gene Ontology annotation, molecular function: RNA binding.
GGCCUUUGGAACACGUGCUCAAACCAAGCAGCGUGAAUCGGCCAUUCUCCUAAGCCAGCCCGCCGACAAAGAGCAAGACACAACGAUCAGACAAAAUAACAACAUGGCAGAAGAAGGGGGCGAGUACAACUAUGAGGCAAAUGGUGAAGGUUUCGAACAGGGACAAGGUUAUGAAAACUUCAGUGGUGAUGCUGAAGCGGCAGAGCCAAUGGACGACUCAGAAAAAGCUAUCGGCGACACCGGAGAAGGUGGAGAAGACGAUGAAGACGACCGCAAACUGUUUGUUGGGAACCUGAGCUGGGAAACUGCACAAAAGGACUUAAAAGAUUACUUCACAACAUUUGGAGAAGUCACAAGUUGUACAUUAAAAACAGAUCCAGAGACUAGAAGGUCAAGGGGAUUUGGAUUUGUUGUAUUCAAAGAGCCAGCAUCUGUAGAUAAGGUUUUAGCAGAAAAAGAACAUAAACUUCAAGGACGUGUAAUAGAUCCAAAGAAAGCAAAUCCCAGAAGAGAAGUAAUAAAGAAAAUAUUUUGUGGAAAAGUGGAUCCAGGUGUACCAGAAGCUGACAUUAGGGAAUAUUUUGAAAAAUUUGGAAAGAUUGAGAAAUUAGAUCUGCCAUUCGACAAAAUAAAGGAUCAGAGGAGGGCAUUCUGUUUCAUUGAAUUCGAGAAGGAAGAAACUGUGAAAAAAAUCAUAGACUGUUGUCCACACAAACUUAAUGACCAAGAAAUUGAUGUGAAGAAAGCCACACCCAACAACCAAAACAAGCGAGGAGGCCGUGGUGGAUUCGGUGCCUGGGGAGGCGGAUGGGGUGGUGGUCGUGGUGGUGGCGGCCGUGGAGGACGAGGCGGUGGCUGGGGAGGCCAAGGCUAUAACAAUAACUACUACAACAACUACAACCAAGGAUAUGGAGGGUAUGGUGGAUACGGAGGAUAUGGUGGAUAUGACAACAGCUACUACCAAGGAUAUGGUGGUGGAUGGGGCGGAUAUGAUCAGAGCUAUUAUGGAAGCUACGGAGGUGAUUAUAAUGGAGGAUGGGGCUAUGACCAAGGAAAUCAGCAACAGAGCACCUAUGGCAAAUCACAAAAAGGAGGCCGAGGGGCUGGUGGUGGGUACCACCCAUACAGCCGAUAAACAGAGUGAAGAAAUCGUCGGUUGCCAACAAACAUUGAAUCAUGUUUCAUUGCCUCAUUUAUCAUCACAUGCUGGACACUGUGUUACAUCAUUCCAAACAGGAUACAACAGUGACAUUGAACAUUGAGUGACAUGAACAAUUUACUCAACUACCAGAUUCAUCAAUUCUCAUCUUUUGAUUUUAUUGUCUGAUCGUUGUCUUGUAAACAAUAAAAACUGAUUUUUUA